Messenger RNA from Fusarium subglutinans, 1089 nucleotides. RefSeq names its product het-domain protein. The coding region runs from base 1 to 1089 and encodes 362 amino acids. The record is from RefSeq and is a predicted model, not a curated record. The transcript has a single exon. Lineage: Eukaryota; Fungi; Ascomycota; Sordariomycetes; Hypocreales; Nectriaceae.
AUGCUGAAAGCACAGCACCUUGCGGGGGCGAGCCUGUACACAGCUCUGACAUACUGCUGGGGUGGUCAUCAAGAACUUCAGCUGAACGCUAAUACCACAGCUGCCUUAAUGAAAGGUCUGCCCGUAUCCGGACUACCUCGGAAGUUACAAGAUGCUGUUUUAGCGACCCAAAAUCUAGGACUCAAGUUUAUCUGGAUCGACUGUCUCUGCAUCUAUCAAGACAAUCCUCAAGAUAUUGCGUUAGAGAUUGCGCAGAUGUCUAAGAUCUACAUGUAUUCAUUCAUUACCAUACCGGCUGCGAGAGCUAAGCACAGCAAUGAAGGCUUCCUUCACGAUAUCUCCGUACCCCCCAUCUCCGAGACAUCCUUCAGACUACUGUUCGCCUGCCCUGACAAAAAGCUUGGGUCGGUGAUACUUUCUAAGGGCCUCGCGAAUUCUCCUAUCGGCGAUCGAGCCUGGACACUCCAGGAGUAUAUCCUAUCUCGUCGAGUGCUUCAAUACACCAAUGCUGGCCUACACUGGACAUGUCGGGAAGCCGUGGAGUUUCGACAAGAUGAUGCAUGUCUCGCAUUGGAUUAUCUUGGGCCGUUUAAGGACUCACACCGCAUGUUCCAAGGGUUUUACGAGAGCAAUAAAGGCUGCAGAAACUGGAUGAACAUCGUCGAGGUAUACACCAAGCGGGAGCUGACGUAUGCUCUUGAUAAACUACCAGCAAUUUCGGGGGUAGCUGAGACCUGGGCACAGGCCCUCGAUGAUUCUUACCUGGCCGGGAUAUGGCUCUCGCAUCUUCCUGAAGCACUUCUAUGGACAUCAGCACAGCCGCAAAGUCAGUCGAAACAACCUGCAGAAUAUGUUGCACCUACCUGGUCGUGGGCCAGGCUGGUUGUGCAAGUCGAUUGGUUUGACAGCACACCGACGACGAUUGACCCACGAGUAGUGGGUCUGCGGUACAACCACCCCAAUAUAUCCAGAAGCUCAAUAUGGGAGAGUUUCAUCUGGGUCGUUGGUAGUUCAUGGGUGCUUACAAAAGGCGAGCCUUAUUCCAUCUAUCGAGAGAUCAUUACUAGUACAGUCCGAGAGUCUGACUAA